Molecule: messenger RNA, 315 nt
Organism: Iphiclides podalirius (scarce swallowtail)
Lineage: Eukaryota; Metazoa; Arthropoda; Insecta; Lepidoptera; Papilionidae
Source: the annotation of a GenBank genome assembly
AUGACAGCAUUCCAUUUACCGGGAAACCUAAACGGCAUCGCAGAUUACCUAUCAAGGGGAAGACCGGUGCUCGAGUGUCAUUUGCUUCCACCUGCCACGGAGGCAAUAUUCAGAAGAUGGGGAACUCCCGAGGUCGAUCUCUACGCAACAAAAGAGACUGCUGUUGUCACAAAGUACGUGACGCUGGACUUGGACUGGAGAUGGCUCGGCGCUUUUCUACGACGCCUUCAGUCGAGGAUGGAAAUUCCGAAUAGCAUGGGUAUUCCCAUCUCCGAGUAUGAUACCCAGGGUCUAAACAAUGCAGUAGGGACAUAU